Messenger RNA from Salarias fasciatus (jewelled blenny), 630 nucleotides. Its product is annotated as RCC1 and BTB domain-containing protein 1-like. Bases 1 to 630 code for a protein of 209 amino acids. The record is from RefSeq and is a predicted model, not a curated record. The transcript has 8 exons. Lineage: Eukaryota; Metazoa; Chordata; Actinopteri; Blenniiformes; Blenniidae.
AUGAACACACACAGACAGACAGAUCUGGAGCCACGUUUGCUCCGAAAUCUUCCAUCAUCUCUGAAAAUAUCUCAAGUGGCCUGCGGAGAGCGUCACACUCUGUUUGCGCUGGAGGACGGCACACUGGCGGCAUGUGGGCACAAUGAUUAUGGGCAAAUUGGCAGUGGUUCUAAUGAAAAUGUGGUUGUCCCUCGCUUUGUGGAGUGUGUGGAGCGCGUGUCGAAGGUCACCUGUGGGGCAAACCACAAUCUUGUCCUGACAGGUGACGGCAGGCUGUUUCAGUGGGGCUGUGGACGAGCAUGUGGGAACGCGAGGAGGAACCUCCUGUCCCCAGAGGAAGUGACACUCGCCGGGUUCUCAGUCCGAGACGUUGCUGCAGGAUGCUGGCACAGCCUUUUUCUUACAGAUGGUGGGAAUGUCUUCUCCUGGGGGAUGGGGCAAGAGGGACAGCUUGGACUUGGGGAGGACAGGACGCACGUAUCCGCUCCCUGUCUUCUCAGCUCUCCUCAGCUGACUGAGGUCACACAGAUACAAGCAGCGGACGGCUACAGUGCAGCCGUCACAGUUAUCACGCGGGCCUCAAAAGGCUCUGGACCCCCCAGCCUGUUCCGCUGGCAGGCCGAAAGGUGA